Molecule: messenger RNA, 1989 nt
Organism: Symbiodinium sp. CCMP2456
Lineage: Eukaryota; Dinophyceae; Suessiales; Symbiodiniaceae
Source: the annotation of a GenBank genome assembly
AUGGAGCAGAACAAGAAGAAAAGCUCAGAGUGGGCGAAGAAGGCCAGCGCCGGAGUGAAGAUCACCUGGUUUAUGCCUGACAAGUCUGGCAAUUCACCUUCAACCUGGGGCCGCGUGGUAGAUGGAAAGCUGGAUACUCGAGGCAAGGCCAUUGAGGCGACGGCAACGGCGGCACCGGCACCGAAGAAGGGGCCUAGGCCCUCAAAGGAAGAAGCUUCAGCGGCUCCCAAGCGAGGUCCCAAGGCCAAAGCUGAGGCAAAGCGCUCUGCCAAGGCCAAGGCUACACCGACGGCCACCGCGAGCACGGCGAGCGCGAGCACAGACACCGCCGUGGACUGCGUCGCGCCCAAGAAGCGGCCUGGCCCAGCGGGUGCAGGGGACCUCGCCGCUAUGGCUCCCGCAAAGAAGCAGAAGCUUGAAGAUCAAUCCGACGCUUCAGACCCGUUGCAGCUUGCGCCUGUGUUUGCAGGGAUGGGCCAUGGUGGUACCUGGUUGAAGAUCUUGAAACCUGUCCUUGAAAGUUUGAGUGAUGCUGCAAGCUUUAUUGGUCCCAGCCGGGACAAGGGCAUCAUCCCAGUCCGAGAACUGACUUUUCAAGCACUAAAGCCGAAUUUGCCGUCUGGAUGGCGAGUGGUGUCCUUGGGCCAGUCACCGUACCCUCGCAUAGAAUCUGCAACCGGAAUUGCACACUUCGAUAAUUCAAUUACUUCCUGGGAGUCGAAAAAGUUCGGAUCUGUGGUCACGAUGCGUUGUCUAAUCAAAGCGGCGGCAAUGUCCAAGUUCAAGAUUGCCAAAGCCACCAAAGUGCCAGACCUGCGAAAGCUUCUGGCCAAGGAGGGAAUUGUUGGUCCCCCCGAGUGGUUUCAAGCAAUGCUUGCACAAGGCGUUCUUCUGAUGAAUGCUGCUUGCACGAUCAAGCCCGUGGAAGGCACUCGUGCCGGUGAAGUUGUGGAGGAACACCUGCUUUUCUGGCAGCCAGUCAUGCAAGCCGUAGUCAAUGCCAUUCUGGAAGACUGCCAGAAGAAUGAUCGGCCCAUAAUCUUUGCUUGGUGGGGCACGGAAAGCUUGAAGACCAAGCGAUUUCUGGACAAGUCAUCGUUUGCGAAGUACCCGAGUGUGAAGGUGAGACACAUCGAACACAAGAAUCCAGCGGCAAUGGCCGACGCCUUCUGCGACGCGCCGAACAUCUUCGAUAACAUCAACAAGGCCAUAGGCGAGCUGAAGCUUGGGAAGCCCAUCGACUGGCUCCCCAACAAAACUUGGAAGGCUGAGUUGGGGAUCGAUGAGCAUGCUGCCGAGAUGGGAGCCUUUGUGGCUGAAACUCAGGAGCUGCACAGGAUGUACCUAGAACGCCUGAAAGACGGCCUGGACAGCAGGGCAGAUAACCUCGAAGACAUCCUCGGAGUCGCGUCACAGCCGCUGCUCGACCUGCCUUCCACGUGCAAGCCCUUCAACAAAGUUGUAGCGGGAAAGGAGUCGGUGGUUAAAGCGGGGAAGAUGACCAGAGCAGGACUGACUGUCGAUGAAGCCGCCGCCCUGCAUUUGUACACCACCAAUCACCUUUACAAGGCACUAAAUGCAGCCCUGCGCGAUCCUGAGCGGAAGGAGACCAAACAGUAUUUCCUCUAUCUCAGGCUGUUCAUCGCGGCGAUGGAGAAGCUGCCCAAGUCUACACGACAGCUGUACCGAGGAGUUGCCCUGGACCUUGCGGACCAGUACCAGGUUGGCACAGCAGUGACCUGGUGGGCAGUGUCCAGCUGCACGCCUGACUUGGGUGUGGCGAGUAGCUUCAGCGGCGCCAAGAAGUCGACGUUGUUUCUGAUCACGGCUUCGCGAAGCGUUGGCAUCCGGGACUUCUCCCAAUACCAGAGCGAAGAAGAGUACAUACUUGCGCCCGGUACCCAAUUUAAGGUCACGAAAGUGGAGCGCAAGGGCUCGACGGUCCAAAUUCAUAUGACAGAAAUGGAAACCCCGAGGAGAGUGCACUGA